Pseudoliparis swirei is the source of this 3076-nucleotide messenger RNA. RefSeq names its product 1-acylglycerol-3-phosphate O-acyltransferase 2 (lysophosphatidic acid acyltransferase, beta) (gene agpat2). The transcript is spliced from 6 exons. NCBI's taxonomy places the organism in Eukaryota, Metazoa, Chordata, Actinopteri, Perciformes, Liparidae. Gene Ontology annotation, biological process: phosphatidic acid biosynthetic process. Gene Ontology annotation, molecular function: 1-acylglycerol-3-phosphate O-acyltransferase activity. Gene Ontology annotation, cellular component: endoplasmic reticulum; membrane. The record is from RefSeq and is a predicted model, not a curated record. Bases 250 to 1065 code for a protein of 271 amino acids.
UGAGCAACAAACGGUCGAUGUCCAUUUUUCGGAGCCAAGCGUCGCCGUCGCCCCGGGUUGCCCUCGAGAGGGACUACUUCUGACCGCGUAAUGGUCGGCAGGGUCGCGGUGCUCCCCUUCCGUCUCGCACCGUCGCCUGGCCAGUUGUUUUAGCGGCUUUUCCACCCCUGUCUUUAACCGUGUGUGUUGUCGCUGGCGAGGGGACUUUUUCCUCCUUCUUCGCCCUCUCGGCUCUGCUGGGUCGCCGCUAUGGACGCGCUGUGGGUGAUACCGCUGCUGCUGCUGCUCCCGCUCCUCCUGUGGGGCAGCAGCACCUUCGGGUUUUAUUUCAAAAAGUGCUUCUACGUGAGCUGGAUGAUGGUGCUGGCGCUGCUGGCGAUCCCCCUGUGCAUCCUGAAGAGCGGCGGCAGGGACGUCGAGAACAUGCGGAUUAUCCGCGUCUUGGUGCACCACGUGAAAUACUUGCUGGGUCUCCGGUUUGACGUGAGCGGUUGGGAGCAUCUGCAGACGGAGGGGCCGUACGUCAUCAUCUCCAACCACCAGAGCUCGCUGGACGUUCUGGGCCUGAUGGAGGUCUUACCGGACCGCUGCACCAUGAUCGCCAAGAAGGAGUUGAUCUACGCCGGCACGGUCGGUCUGAUCUGCUGGCUGGGCGGCAUCGUCUUCAUCAACCGCAAGAAGACGAGCGACGCCAAGAGCGUCAUGGCCGACGCCGCCCAGACCAUGCUGGACGAACGGAUUCGUCUGUGGGUGUUUCCAGAGGGAACUCGAAACCAGACGGGUGACCUGCUGCCCUUCAAGAAAGGGGCGUUCCACCUGGCAGUGCAGGCACAGGUGCCCAUCGUCCCCAUCGUCUUCUCCUCCUACAGCAGCUUCUACCUGCGGAAAGAAAAGCAGUUCAACUCGGGGACCAUCAGAGUGCAGAUCCUCCCGAAGAUCGACACGAAGGGGAUGGCGCUGGACGACGUCGCCUCCCUCUGCGACAAGUCCUAUGACGUGAUGCGCUCGGCCUUCCGGAACGUCGCCGAGUCCAAAACCCAGAGCAACGGGCCGCUGAGGCGCUGAACCUUUACCGACUGCUCCCCCGCUUUGACCCCCGACCCCCUAACCCCCCCCAGUCUGAGACCCAACCCUGUCCCCAGACCCCGGCGGUCCCAUAACCUGGUCAGGAAAAACCACACGGGGCACCGGCCUCUUGUCAUGGAUCCUCUUCUCUAGUUGACGCCCGGUCCGGUUCAGUCCGGUCCGGCCUCACGGCGCAGUCGGUCCUGACCCUCGCCGCGUCUCUGCACGCCGCGAGCGGAGUGACGGACGACGCGCCGACCAGCGCAGACGUGUGCCGCGCUCCGUGUUUGCCUUUUGUUUUGGACGGCUCUGUCCGCCUUCAUUCAUGCUUUUCUAUUUUAUUUGUAUUAUCACCAUUUUGUACUGCUUUUGUUUCUUCUCUUCUCCUUUUGUUUAGCAUCUAAUCCGUUGCUUUUUUUUUCCUGUCGGCGGAUUAUUCAUUUGUUCGUCUCACACACACACACACACAUACACACACACACACACACACACACACACUCGUGAGCAAACCAAUUCAAAGAACCCGUCUCUCUUCCCUUUGUUUAGUAUUGGGCUGAUGGGGUUCCAGUGAGGUGCAUUGUGGGUGCUUCAUUUGCUUUUUCGGUCAUUGUUAUUAUUUUUUUCUCUCCGAAAGGUUCGAGCAACAAGUGUCUUCCCACUUUAUUUCUGCUUUCUAUUUAUCAGAUGAACUUUUUUUGUUGUAGUUUGUUUUUUUCCGCUCCUCGGACAAGGGAAGCUCAUUUAAGAUGUCAAACAAAUAAUGAUAUUGCGCAAUCCCGUUUCAAAAUAUUGUGCAGUGCCGUUUUCGAGCGCUGCUGUUCCAAAGUGCGAGCCGCCGGCCGCCGCCGCGCCAUCAGCCAAAUCCACGGCCGGAUCUCACCUGACCAAUGACGUGCGGUCGCUCUUCUUGAGGAGGCGUGGCUUCAUGAGAUGACUUUAGAUCUCAAGUGUUGUUGUUUAUUUGGGUUUUUUUGGGUCUGAUUUCAUUUGUUCUGAUUAACUUGAAGGUUCACUAAUUGCCAACCUGGUUGUCCCUGUUUUUGUUUUUUAGUCGUGAUGUUCUGAAGAAUAUUAGACUAUUUAAAAAAAAUGUUUUGGCAAUUAUUUAAGUUUGACGAUGACUUAACGUCUUCACGUCGCUCGCCGCCUUUUGCUUCAGACCAUUAAACAUCUGAGAAUGUAGUUCAGCAUUCAGGAUAUUUGUGUACGACUUAAUUUAACUUGUUUUAUUUUAUAUAAACGUGGGAUGUUGUCUUUCACACAGUUGGCUUCACAUGUGGAAAAAUGUAUUUAUUUCAACAUUUAAUUGCCAAAUUUAGACUCGACACAAGCACAUAAAAACUUCUGGAGAUUAAUUUUUUUCGUGAAUGGAUUUAUUCAUAUUUAGUGCAGCUUUAAGUUCAAUGCCAGUAGAGAAAACGCCCUUUAUUAAUACUAACCGAUCAAAUGAUGCUUAUUUGUUCUUGGUUUAUUUAUUUGACCUUUUGCAGCACGUGGUUUAAACGUUUUAAAAUACUCUACCAAAUGUAUUUCAUCCAAAUUAUGACUUAUACGAGAUAUAUAUAUAUAUAUAUAAAAAUAUAGUUUGCAAAAAACAAAAGAAAAAGGAGUGUUUUACCCAUUUACUUCCUGUUUAUUUCUUUUGUUAUUUUUGUAAUACAAAUGGGUGAUUUGUAAGCUCCGUGUCACGGUGGGCAAACGACCGCGCCGGCCGUCGAUUUCGAGCAAUUUGUUUACGGAAUGAUGAAUACUGUAAGAUGGACGAUACAAAGUGUUCUGGACCCUAAUGAAGCACCUUUUUUUUAUGCUGCGUUUUGGGGCGGAAACAAAAACACGGAGGACUCUCACGUCGUCUUUUCACCGCCGGCAUCAAACGAUUUGGUGGUCGCUCGCCGUGGACGAGAGACGCACACGCUGUGGAGUCUGGGUAAUAUUCAUGGAGUGUUCUUGAUUUCACCUUUUCUGGGAAAACCUGAAUGCAAAAGAAAUAAAAAUAUAUAAUAAUUCUUAA